This is a messenger RNA of Fraxinus pennsylvanica, 450 nucleotides long. Lineage: Eukaryota; Viridiplantae; Streptophyta; Magnoliopsida; Lamiales; Oleaceae. The record is from the annotation of a GenBank genome assembly.
AUGGCUGAGCAGUUGACGGAGGAUCAGAUCUCUGAAUUCAAGGAGGCAUUCAGCCUAUUUGACAAGGAUGGCGAUGGUUGCAUUACGACCAAGGAGUUAGGAACCGUAAUGAGAUCUCUGGGGCAGAAUCCAACAGAGGCCGAGCUCCAGGAUAUGAUUAACGAGGUGGACGCUGACGGCAAUGGAACCAUUGAUUUCCCAGAAUUUUUAAACCUUAUGGCCAGGAAGAUGAGGGACACCGACUCUGAAGAGGAACUGAAGGAAGCAUUCCGUGUUUUUGACAAGGACCAGAACGGGUUCAUCUCCGCUGCCGAGCUGCGCCACGUCAUGACGAACCUUGGCGAGAAACUGACAGAUGAGGAAGUUGAUGAGAUGAUUAGAGAGGCCGAUGUUGAUGGUGACGGACAAAUCAAUUAUGAAGAGUUUGUCAAGAUUAUGAUGGCCAAGUGA